AUAAUAUUGUUAUAUACAUCGACACUCGCGGUGUGACAAUGGCUUUUGCUGGCAAAGUAGUAAUUGUAACUGGAGCUAGCUCAGGUAUUGGAGCUAGUACGGGAAUACUGUUUAAUCACAGUGGGGCUCACGUGGUGCUCGUUGGAAGAAAUGAGAAGAAACUGAAGAACGUCGCUGAGAAAUGUGCCCAAAGAGGUGCUUCCCCUCUUGUCGUUAAAGCAGACAUUAGUAAUGACAACGACGCUGAACGAAUCGUCAAUGAAACCAUUAAAAAAUACGGCAAACUGGAUAUCCUUGUCAACAACGCCGGAAUAGUCGUCCAUGCCGGUAUUCUGAGUGAAAACCUUCUCCAAGCCUACGAUGAAACUAUGCAGGUUAAUAUUCGAGCUGUCAUCAAACUCACAUCUCUAGCUGCACCGCAUUUAAUUAAAACCAAAGGCAACAUUGUAAAUGUUUCAAGCAUCGCAGGAAAGAAUACUAUUAUGAAAGAUUCUAUAGCCUAUAUGGUGAGCAAAGCUGCUUUAGACCAUUUCACAAGAGCGGCUGCAGUGGAACUUGCCUCGCAUGGAGUCAGAGUGAAUGCCGUCAGUCCAGGGCCUGUGAGAACGGAUAUUCUUGAAAAUACAAGAAUGUCGGUUACUAAAUCGUGGGAUGAUGUCGCAAAGAUAAUGAUUCUGAACAGAGUAUCGGAGCCUGAAGAGAUAGGGGAAUUGAUCCUGUAUUUAGCCAGUGAUAAGGCCAAGGGAAUUACUGGAUCGGACUUCGUCAGUGACAACGGAGCUCUAUUGGGAAUCAAGGCAUAAGCAAAUAUUAAAGUAUUUCGUUGAUUUUGUUUUAAGUAAGGAUUUUUUUAUAUUAAAGUAUGACAUCUA
This is a messenger RNA of Amyelois transitella, 872 nucleotides long. RefSeq lists its product as uncharacterized. The coding region runs from base 39 to 803 and encodes 254 amino acids. The transcript has a single exon. Lineage: Eukaryota; Metazoa; Arthropoda; Insecta; Lepidoptera; Pyralidae. The record is from RefSeq and is a predicted model, not a curated record.